UAUAUACUUAUAUCAGCUGUUCGCGCAGUGAUAGCGAGUUUGCGCCUGCGCCCGCCUCUCAAGCUGCGCUCGCGGAUUUAAGCGCAUGCGCGCGAGAGAGACGGAACAAAUGUCGACUAUAUAUAUGUGUAUAGCACGCACAGUAGUCGCUAACUCGCUAGAUGGGCCGUGGAUACAGCGCAUAUAGACUGCUGCGCGUUGCACAAUAUACAAGGCGCGAUACAAAGGGAAGCGAGCGAGAGGGAAGAAGAAUCGGCGUGUACAGAUAUACACGAGGUAGAGGAAGAGGAACGAGCGAUCUGACAGUAGAGAAAAGAGCAUCAUGGCCGCCUACUGCUGCUGAUCGGCAGCGCUCUCGCUCUUCCUUUUCAAAAGCACCUUCCCCUGCUCCGCUCUCUCGCAGCCGCGCGCGCGCCUUUUGCGCCUCAACUCAACACACAUUCGUAGCGUAGCAGUCUGAGAGUUACUACACUCUUCGAGGGAAAAAAAAACAACGCAACUCGCUGCUGCUGACUGCUGAGCCGCGAGCCACCCAUUGUUGUCGGUGUAUAGUGUAGUAGUAGUGGUGUGGUGGUGCUGCUGUACUGCAGACUGCAUCAGUAGUGCAUGCGAAGAGUCAGAUGAUCGCGAGUUGUAACCUCGGCGCGACAUUCGAAAAGUGACAACUAUAUAAUACCGUGCAAUAAUACUGCGCGCGAGUCUUUUUCGCUGAUCGUGCCACUGGUGUACUCGGAUAAUUACGUGACACAAGUGUACAUACACACACAGACAGACACUAUAUACGUUACUCGCAGUUCGAGGCUAUAAUAUACUCGAUCGCGAGAAGUGUGCAAGUACAAGCACGCAUCAAAGUGCGCGCGCGCGUGUGCGAGAGAUACCACAACAAAACAAGGCUCUCUCCGUCUCUGUCGGGCGCUCGGCGCGGGACAAAGCGAGCGAGACAAACAAACAACGCAGUUCCCUUCGAUUCGGAGCUGCUUCAGCCAGAGUCGUCCCGCUGUACGCUAAUAUAUCAUACACGGAGCUACACUCUCCCGGAAGAAACGUUGCCACUGCUGCUUCUACUGUUUCUUCGCGCAGUUCGCACACAUCGUCAUCGGACUGCGGACGGAGAGAGAUAAGCUGCACGGGCUAUGGCUAGCAGAUAUUAGAGUGUUGUCCUAGUGCAGAAGACGUGUGUGCAAGAGAGAAAGCUGUAUAAGUAGUACGAGUAUACACAGCAGUGCGAGUGAGGCGGAUAUAGUAUCGAGGAGGCCAACAAAGGCGGACUGGUGUAGAAGAAAAGACGGUGCGGGGAGAGAUAGAGAGAAGAGUAGAUGGACAGGACGAGGAAACUCGAGGACAGCGAACCUCUCUAUCGUAGGAUGCUGGAGCUCGAGGUGGUGCCCGAACGAUCCCUCGGCUGCGAGAAGUGGGAAUUUAUUUUAGGUAUGCAUUUUUCCCACUCUGUAUCAAUAAUACAGUCACAAGUGGGCGUUAUCAGGGGAGUACAAGUUCUUUAUAGUGAUACGAAUCCACUAGAAGUAGACCUAGUAAUUAAUUUACCUUAUGAUGGUGUACGGCUUAUAUUUGAUCCAGUUGUGCAGAGGCUCAAGAUCAUUGAAAUAUACAAUAUGAAAUUAGUAAAACUGAAGUAUUGUGGUUUACCCUUCAAUUCUCCAGAAGUCUUGCCAUCUAUUGAGCAAAUUGAACAUUCUUUUGGAGCUACUCAUCCAGGUGUAUAUGAUAGCGAUAAGCAGGUUUUUGUGCUAAACUUUAGAGGUUUAUCAUUUUAUUUCCCAAUUGACUCAAAGUUUCAACCUGGCUAUGCACAUGGUUUGGGUUCAUUACAAUUUCCAAAUGGAACUUCGCCUCUUGUGGCUAAAACAGCUAUUUAUACGGGAAAUAUGGCAGCAGGAGGUUCCAACAGUGAAGAACACUGUCUGAAGGCACCACCGCCACCAUUGCCAUUGGUCUGUUAUCACAACAACGUCUACUUGGAAAAAGCUGAGGUUUUGCGAGACAAGACACGGACCAAAGGACUAAAAAUGCAUCUUUUCACCGAAGGUAGUUCAGCGAGUCGAGUGCUUCUUGAACCUAGAAAACACAGCCUCAUCAAAGAGGUAUGGUUUGGAGAUACGUCUGAAGACGUUUUAAGUGCUCUGGGUGCACCAUCGCGUGUCUUCUUCAAGGCAGAGGAUAAAAUGCAAAUUCACAGUCCUAAUGCUCAUAAAAGAGACAAAAUAAGGCGGUCUGAUUUCUUUUAUAACUACUACACCCUGGGUGUGGAUAUUCUAUUUGAUGCAAAAACCCAGUGCGUAAAGAAAUUCGUACUGCAUACCAAUUAUCCUGGGCAUUAUAAUUUUAACAUGUAUCAUAGAUGUGAAUUUACCCUCACAUUACCUCUUGAGUCUAACACAUCUGAUUCUGGGAAUCUCAUUGAUGUUGCCCCAUCUUCAGUAACUAUAACUGCCUACACAAAAUGGGAUCGGGUGAGUGAGCAGCUAAAAGCCAGUCGUCGUCCAGUAAUUUUGAGUCGGGCUUCAUCCACCAACACUACAAACCCUUUUGGUUGCACCUUUUGCUAUGGCAUUCGUGACGUGAUCGUCGAGGUGAUGGCCAAUGAGCAUAUUGCCAGUGUUACCCUCUACACGACGGCGGCGUGACCCUGGUAAAGAAGCGGAACGAAAAUGGCAAGCAAGGGACAAAAAAGAGGUUUGGAUUUUUGGGUGCACCGAAGCAAAAGUCACUCUGCCGCCAGUCCGUGAGAGGACGAGGUGAGGAGGCGCAAAAAAAAUUAAAAAAGAAAAUAAUGACAAAAAUAACUGCAAACACGCUGUAAAUCCCGUAAAAAAAGUGAUAAAAAAAUAAAUGACGAGAAAAACGGCGUAGGUUGUAAGAAAGAACGGACGAGGUGAACGUGACGGGGAUCGUCGCGUUUGGUACUGUCCGCUAAAUAAUAGAAAAAGCAUGUAUGACAAGGAUAGAGUAUAUUCACGAAAUUGCGUACUUUUCGAAGUUCGAGUUCUAAGUGUCAUAGUAUGCCAUGGUUGUUCUUUGUUUCUUGACUGACUGCUGGUUUUAAUAGAAGUAAACAUUUGCACUUAGAAAAUGUUAGGCUUGCAAGUGUGUAUAAUAAAAGUUCUUGUGUUAUUGUAUUGCAGUAAAGGUUACUUAAACUUACAUUAGGGGGAAUUAAAUUAUUUAAUUUUGCCUAUAAUUAAAAAAAAAAUGUCAUUUUUACUAUAUUCAAUAUUUACAAUAUAUUUAAAACAUUAUAGAUAAAUUUACUUGUAUGAAAUUACCUGCUUAGCUAUUCCGAACAAGAUAUGAUUCACUUUUUAGACAUUAAGAGGAGGUGGGAGCUAUAGCUUCGCAAAUCCGCCACGGGGUAUUUAGUAUUUCAAAUGCCAAAAAAAAAAAAAAAAACUAAAAGCCGUAUUGACAUUUUCUUUCGGUAGAAUGAUUCACUUAUCUCAAACCUAUGGCGCUCUGAUCAUUAUAUUGAUGAAGUUUCAAAUUCAAAAAAGUUAAUAAGUAAAAUUGGUGUUUUUGGCGCUGUGAUCGCAGAAACAUGCGUAAUCACCCGCUUGUAUUUCACAACUUUUACAAAAACCAAAAGUCCGAUUGUUAUUUAUUUUCGGUAGAAUGAUUCACUAAACUCAACACUAUGGUGCUCUGGUCUUGGUUUUUCAUUGCAAGCUUUAUUCAAAAAGUUAUAUGGAACAGAAAAACAGUGUUUUCAGCUCCCACAUCCCUUUAAGAGAAUGAUACAUUAAUGAUUAAUAAUCGAUAACAAGUAACAAUAUCGAUUAUAUAUGUGGAUACAGACAAUUUGUGCUAUCAAAAUGUAAUCAUUUUUUAUUAAAAAAUGCUCUAAAAUAUCAUAGUAAGCUAGCAUUUUAAAGUUCUAGUAAAUAUCACAUUAAAUAUAAUUAUAUGCUUUAUAAUAAUACAUACUUAAAUUAUAAGUUAAUAAAACAAAUUAAUUUUUCGAUUUUUAACUGCUGAUAAUUUUUAAAAACCAUUAAUAUCAAGGUUUCGAUUAUUUUUAAUAAACUUUUUAACAGAAUAAAAAAUAUUAAUUUGCAUUAAUACAAUAACUUUUAUUAUAUGAUAAGAUUAUUCAACGAAGUAAUUAAGUCACUCUUACAAAUAUUCAUGCACAAGCUUUAUAAUUCACAAUCUGCGAGUGACAAAGGCUUAUUUAUUUUAAUUUUUAAUUAGGUUUUAAGACCUAACAUUUUGCGAGUGCUUGUGUUAGGUAAAAGCGAAAGAAAAUCGCGAUAUCGAUGCAAAUAUCCUAUAAGAGCAGAAAUCAGUGAGUCUCGUGUACACACAACUUACGUAUUGAAUACCACAAUAGCGACAAAUUUAUAAAAGUAAGAAUUCUUCAUACCGAAACUCAAGAAUUAGAAUUAGAGUAAUUAAGUGAUACUUAUUUCAUUAUUUUCUCAGUAUGUACAAAAUAUAUUCGAUAUUAUAAUCUAUCGCUAAAUGUGAUUUCGGCUUGUGAGUUGAAAAAAAGAAGAAACGUGAAAAGAGCAAAAUAUUUUUAUAUCGAAAAGAGCAUUUUUCAAUUCACCUUCAUAGGCGUGUUGCUAAUAAAAAAACGUACAUGAGUAAUUGUGAAAGAGCGAGAGAGAGAGAGAGAGAGAGAGAGAGAGAGAGAGAGAGAGAGAGAGAGAGAGAGAGAUUCAAACUUUUUUAGGAUAUGACAAAAACGUAAACUCCAAAAGGAAAAUAUAAUGCAUGUGCAAAUUAUCUUGUGAUAAAACUUUCGAGCUGAAAUCGUAAUUAUUACCGACUCAUACAAGGCAGAAUCGAGAGGAUAUUAAAAAGUUUCACGAUGAAAAAUAAAAAUAAAAUAAUUCAUAGCGUAAAAAAUGAGCAAAUAGUAUCCACGUGUCAACUAUAAAUUACGAUUAAAUUUGGAGGAAAAAGAAAAAAUUGGAAAGACAAUAAUUGUUUUUUUUGCAAAAUAUUUUCAUAUUUUCAACUUGAAGCAACACAAUUGUGGAUUAAUUAGGCAAGCAAGUGUAUUGCAUCAAUAUAUAUUCGAUACACUUUAUCUCUUUUGUUUUUCUUUUUUUUAAAGACAUAUGCUCAGAAAUAGCCCAUAAUAUGAAGUUCAAAUCCAUUUGAUUCUAUUCCCAUAUAUUUUUCGGCGUUUUUGUUUGCUUUGGAGACGAUUUUUUCUUUAUUGUUUAUGUUCUGUUUUUAUCCUUCGGAACGUACAUCUGUUUUUAAAAUUGCAUAGAAUACUAAAAAUAUUUUGUAUACAAGUUUGCUGCUGUACAUUAAGAAAAAAUAAUUUAUUUAUUAAGCAAAACAAAAUAUUUUUAAUACUUGGAAAAUAUUUAACGCCAAAAGCAGCUAAAUAAUAAUACCUUUAUUUCGAAUGAUUGUUUUGAGUGUUCGUGGUAUUUGCAUCUUAAUUUAUUAUGACAUUUUUUUACUUUUAAAAACUUGACCAUAACAUUAAAGAAAACAAAUUGAACUCAUAAAAGUUUUGUUUGUAAAAUCUCAUAUUCAAUAACAUAUUGAAACGUUGCUACAGGGUAUAAACAAGUUUAUCGUAUCAGUUCUUUAAUAUGCGAGCAUAAUGAAUAAAAGUAUUUUAUGAAAGAGGAGCUAUAUAUCUGUGUUACAAAUUAUUCGUAUAACUUGUCAUGAAAAGCUUUUUUAACACCUCAUCAAAUAAAAAUGAAAAUUCAUCUCCAAAGUACAGCAAAUAAUGUCUGGCGCAUGUGUGUUCUCUGAAAACGACGGGUUAAACAGAUGUAUGUGUGGAUUAUCGGUGCAAAGUUUUAGUGUAAAUAGAACAUCGUAAAUUAAUGCAUUAGUUUGAUUCUACCUAGCCUUAAUUAGCCUUUGUAAAGUUCGAAAUGUUUUAAAUACGCUUUAAAAAUUCAUUUUUUGCCGAAUCAUAAAGAAUGUUUAGCAUAUACUGACACCGUGCAGUUUAUUUAUUGAACACCCGAAGUUCGUAAAGGUAUGGUUGAAUAUUUUAUUCAACUGUUUUUUAUUAUCUUGAAAAGUUAAUCAUGUUCUUAAACAAUAGAAAAAACUCAUGGUAAUUCUUGUCAUUUACACGGUUUAAAGGGAUUCAAAUUUUUGUUGUCAGAAAGUAAAUGUAAGCUUUAAGAUUUUGGAUAAUCGAUGAGACGCUGCAUUGUGCAAUAAGAUCGUUUCACCAUAGCCUAUUGAACGAUUCAUCUCUUACGUCUCCUCUUUUAAGGAUUCAACUCGCGUUGAUCUCUUUUUUCUCUAAUAUACCUAUACAUCUCUCGUGUUCCCAAAUUUUUUACGGUUCGAAAUAAAAUCUGUACAUAUCCGGAACAUAGCUGAAAAAUGAACUAAUUAAUAUUAAUAUUACAUAAUAACAAGUACAUAAUGCAAAAAUAAUUACGACGUUAAGGCAGUUAUAAACUACAUAGGGCCCACAAAACAUCAGCGUUUUUCACAUCAGGAUUGUAAAUAUAUUAUAUUAUACUGUUGUAGCGAAUAAAAUUAAACUUUCUCUCCUAGCGAAAAAGGAAGUAGAAACAACAAAAAAUGGCAAUUAUCGAAAUGUAUAAUGUUAUUAUAUAAACACCGAGAUGAUUUUACAUUAAAAUCAAUUAUGUUUUCGUUUUAAAAGUUUUUGUACCGACGCCUAUACACACAUUAUGGCAUUCGAGAUGCGUUAUAUUACUACAAAAUAGAUUUUAUUUAAAUAAAACGAAAACUUGCGUAUUAAUCGUAGCAGAAUUUAUGAUUGUUCAUAAUUUCUGCCGAAAGGGUACAUUGAUGUAAACUUAAAAAAGGUUACUUUUUACUUGUCAGUAAUUUAUUUACUUUUUGAAUAAAAAAAUUACACUGUUAAUAUUGAAGACUUUUUGUAUUCGCAAGGCGUAAAUCGACUGGUCUGUUCAACUUGUAUUAUUUCAUAUUUCUUUUAUCAUCUUUUUUCGAAUAAAGGUAUAUAACGCGAUGCUACACCGUAGUUUCCCAAUCUCGCGUAUUACACAUUACGUAUUCUUCAUAAGCGGAAGCCUUUUUUCGAUUAUACUGAUGUUUUGUAUUUUUUAUUGUGAAUCAUCUUUGAUAGGGUAAUAACAAGUUUUUAGUUGAAGGUCAAAAGCAAACUGGCGAAAGCUCCGAGGGCGUGAAGAGAAACGCUGUACCCUGUUAAAAAUAAAUACAUAUUUUUUGUAUGUAUCUUUAGUACGUACUAAAAACAUGUAAUUUGCCUGGUAAUACGUAUUAAAAAUAUGUACUGAUUUGGGACUGACUAUUUUAAAUAUAUUAAAUAUAAAUAUAAGUAUUUGAUGUGGCCAUAAAUGGUGUUAUUAUCCUUAUAUGGUACUUCCAUUUAUGGCCACAUCAAAUACUUAUAUUUAUAUUUAAUAUAUUUAAAAUAGUCAGUCCCAAAUCAGUACAUAUUUUUAAUACGUAUUACCAGGCAAAUUACAUGCUUUUAGUACGUACUAAAGAUACAUACAAAAAAUAUGUAUUUAUUUUUAACAGGGUAGACAUGUACAAAUACGACACGACAGCGUAUAAUGAAGCAAAUAAUACCUCCGUAGUUACAGGUUUAUAAUGUUCUAUACAUGUAAGGUCUUCGAUUAAGUCUUUCGUAACGGAAAGGAUACACGCUAGACAGUUCAUGAGCGCGCUUAAAGUUCGAAUCGUUUUUGGUUUGAUAAACACAUUUCAAUGUUCCCUAUUAUACUUUGAUUCUUGAAAAUAAUUUUUUUAUUUAAAAGAAAGUAUUAUAUGUAAACUGUAUUACAUCAUAGACAAGACGGUUAAAUAUACAUUUAAAAAGUAGUCGUAGCGUUUAAAAAAUAUGUAAUUCAGUCACACACACCCAACUUUAAUCUUUAAUCAUGAAAAUUGAUAAUGUUUCUUACAUAAAUUUGUAUCGAAUCAGAGAAGCUCUUUAUAAACGAGUAAAACUUUAAGAGCGCUUAGCAUUCAAAGAAUAAAAUAAAAAUGUAUAGGAAGGAAACUAUAGAAACAGGUGGAAUCUCGUCGUUCGUUUCGAAAGACGACUUUUCAUUCAAACUUUAGAUUUCUCUAAUCGCACAAAUUUUCUCGGUCAAGUGUAUAAUAUUUAUAAAUAUUUACGUAAUGAGUAGGCGUUGUGAAAGCUUAACAGGAAGAUUGUGAAACGUAGCAGCUUGAAUUAUUUUGUUAUCAUUUUAGUAACGGCACGCGAGCCAUGCAUUCUGUGUAAAUUUCAGCGUUAAUAUAACCGACUCGUAUAUAGUUGUUUGAGCAUAGUCACCAAAAUGUAGCAAAGCUCGAGUCGAUGCUUUUCAGGUUCAAUUUUUCCUUAUACUCUUUUCUCAAAGGCAUCACUUGAUCGCUUUAUGCCGAGUCAUUGCAAAUUUAUUAUAUUCUGUUCGGUUGCGACCCUUUGCAUUUUGUAGAAUCGAAAAAUACAUGUGUUCAGUUUCGCGAAGUAUCGACUCGGUUGCGCAGCGAUCGUCAACUAUUCGAAAAUCGCAUACAAGGCUAGGGAGCUUAGUUUCGUCCGGUACGAGUUCGUCUGUGCUCCAGGAAGUAAGAAAGGAUAAGAGAAAAGCCCCUCUUGCACCCCAAAGAGUAUCGAGGAGCUCGUGAUGUAGUUGCAAGAUUUCGCAAAGGAAAAAUGGGAUUGUAGGGGGAACUGUAGCGAGGUUUUCAUUGUGAGAGGAUUGUGUACCGCUCCGUCACGUCCUCAACUGCGUUCUGUCUCUUUUGUAAUUAAUCAUAUCGAUUAUUGAUUACUCACGCUUCCGUGCUUUACGAUCGUAAGUGGUCAGUUAUUAUUUUAAUUUUUCAACUUUUGUUGCAAUUGUAAAGUGUUGUACUGCGCGCCUAUAUUGGACGACUCUAUGAUAUACGAGGUAAGGCUCGAUUGUAAUAAUGAGAAUAACGAAUCGACUAAUUUAUGCGUUUAAAGUUAUUGGACCGCAUACACUUCGCAUUGCGUAACCUUUUGUAUGUUUAAACCUGCGACGAAUAAAAGAUCUCAGAAAAUCGUACGUAA
Molecule: messenger RNA, 9001 nt
Organism: Nasonia vitripennis (jewel wasp)
Lineage: Eukaryota; Metazoa; Arthropoda; Insecta; Hymenoptera; Pteromalidae
Product: UPF0183 protein CG7083
Exons: 8
Coding region: 1317-2645 (442 amino acids)
Biological process (GO): Golgi to plasma membrane protein transport
Cellular component (GO): trans-Golgi network
Source: RefSeq, a predicted model, not a curated record